AUAUGGAACCAUAGUUUACAAGAAUUUAUUCUUACCAGAUGACAUAAUCCUUGGUCUGGGAGGCAACCAUGUUCAUUUUAUGCCUGCAGUUCUUGCAUUUAAUUUUGCGUUUUAGCAAGCCAAUCAUUUGCAACCAUUUUAUUAAUUUUAAACAUGAUUUUUUAGUUUCUCUAGCAUAAACCUUUGUCAAAAGUUUUCUUUCCAGUGAAUUCAUCCGCCAGAUCGAGCUAGUAGGCUAACUGUUUGUCAAUUUAACGACCAAGACAACCCAGAAAUUAAAAACUCGCGCACUUUCAUUUCAUUGGCUAAAUAUGUUAUCAGAUACACCUACCACGGUUGAGUGUUGGCAGAGCUGUCACGUGAUCGAGCACUUCAACAAUCGGAUUGGCUAAGUCUCACUCCCUGAAAAUUUGGUUGUCCAGAUGGUGUUAACUCCAUUGAGAAACAUUGUUCUUAUUUCUUUUUGAAAUUGGUUGUUAUUACUUGCAUGUAAACCAAAAUCGUUAUCAAUUUUCUUUUCAGCAUCAACAUAACAUGUUUGAUCCAGAGCAUUCAGUACACCGCCCCCCAUCUGGCAAUAGUAGCAGUGCGCUGGGUACCAUGCAUUUUACCCGGGCAAAGGCACGGAGGGGAAAUACCGAGGGCGAAGGAGAAGAUUCCACAAACAAAAGUGCUGCUAAUAUGGACAGUCUCAAGCCUGUUAAACAACAUAUUCUCUGGAAGAAGAAGGCUGAGAUGCUCCAGUCUCGGGUGGAUGAGCUGGAGGAGGAAAAUGGCUUACUCAAGAAGCAACUUGAAGAGAAGUCUGCACAAGAACAAGAUGGGAACAUAGAGAUAAUGGCCACUGGAGUUGAGGAGCCACAGGCCAUGAUGCUGGACUCCAGCACUGAUACUAGCACUGAUUCAAGCUCUGAUGACUCCAGCUCCAGCUCUACCUCUGACUCUUCGGUUGAGGAAAAGAAGAAAAAGAAGUAUAAAAAGAAGAAUGGCAAGAAGAGAAGUAAAAAAAGAAAGAAGGAAAACAAAACGAUGAAGAGGUCAGGCGGAAAAGGAGAGCGAGUUGCCUCAAUUUCAGAUGUGGUGAAAAGAUAUCUGCGUGUCCUCAAACUUGUGCAAAAAGGCUUCAGGAUGACCGCAGCCUUCAAGAAAGCUCACGUUUCAAGAAAUGCUGUGAAAGACACGGCAGCAAUUGCAGAGAUUUACAUAGCAGACAAAAGUGUGCUAGACCAGUUCAAGGGUAAAUACACACUUUUGAAACUAGCACAACUUUGUCAAAAAAAAUAGCUGGUGAACUGGCAGAAAAGAUCAUUGAAAUGAAAAAUAACAAACAGCUCAUCCCCUUUUCUGCAAAGAAAGACUGAAUGUAGGAAACAGGAUGUUAGCUAAGGUUUGAGUAGAUUAAGUAGAUACGUUUUGUUUUUCAUAAUUUACAGUUCAAGUUGCUUUGCCCCUACAAUGA
Molecule: messenger RNA, 1459 nt
Organism: Megalobrama amblycephala (Wuchang bream)
Lineage: Eukaryota; Metazoa; Chordata; Actinopteri; Cypriniformes; Xenocyprididae
Product: protein FAM133-like
Exons: 4
Coding region: 535-1284 (249 amino acids)
Cellular component (GO): nucleoplasm
Source: RefSeq, a predicted model, not a curated record